Penicillium manginii is the source of this 1422-nucleotide messenger RNA. Its product is annotated as cytochrome P450. NCBI's taxonomy places the organism in Eukaryota, Fungi, Ascomycota, Eurotiomycetes, Eurotiales, Aspergillaceae. Gene Ontology annotation, molecular function: oxidoreductase activity, acting on paired donors, with incorporation or reduction of molecular oxygen, reduced flavin or flavoprotein as one donor, and incorporation of one atom of oxygen; iron ion binding; heme binding. The record is from RefSeq and is a predicted model, not a curated record. The coding region runs from base 1 to 1422 and encodes 473 amino acids. The transcript has 2 exons.
AUGGAUGUCAGCCCGUGGCGAAGUCUGCCAAUAAAGACCCUUUUUUUCGGGCUCGACACAAUACCAGCAACCAUCCGAGCGCUAAGAGAAAACAGAAUCAUCGCAAGAACACCAGAGUUUUAUCGCCGCUUUGGCAAUACACACAAAGUCAUCGGAAUAGUUUCGAAGCAGAUAACGACUAUUGAGCCAGAAAAUAUCAAGACAGUCCUAUCGCUUAACUUCAAGGAUUAUCGUCUCGGUUUCCGUCUUCCUUCCUUCAAACCUCUUCUGGGAGAAGGUAUCUUCGACACAGAUGGCGAUCAAUGGGCCUCAUCGCGUGCUCUAAUUCGACCCAGUUUCACUCGCGAUCAGGUAGCGGACUUGACGAUCCUUGAGGAUUUGAUUCAAGAUUUAUUCGCAUUAUUGCCCCGCGACGGGAAAACCGUCGAUUUGCAGAAACUAUUCUUCCAAUACACGAUUGAUUCCGCGACGGAAUUUCUAUUCGGCCAGUCAGUUGGGACGUUAAAGAAGUCACAGUCGGAGUCAGACCGUGGAUUUGCAGAAGCAUUUUAUAAUGCUCAGGAGGCCAUCUUAACGCGUGGCAUUCCAUUCCCACUUAAGCUAUUCUUCUCCCACGACGAGGCCAAGGCAGAGAAAUACAACCAAAUCUGCCGAAAAUUCGUCCAGCAAUUUGUCGACAAAGCCUUCCAAGCCGUCGAGCUUAAAAAGCCCGAGACUGAAAAAUCGGAUUCAGAUAUAAAGCGGCCAAGGCACAUUUUCUCCCAUGAGCUCGCUGCACGAACGACCGACAGGACUCGCGUUCUUGACGAGUUGAUGAAUGUCCUUCUCGCUGGUCGUGAUACUACUGCCAGUCUGCUAAGUAAUUUAUUCUUCGUACUGGCCAAGGACCCAGCUAUCUGGGCGAAGUUACGCAGAGAAGUCGCCUUUUUGGAAGGUCGACCACCAACAUACUCAGAAUUGAACAACAUGAAAUAUGUCCAAUGCUGCAUGAAUGAAUCACUCCGUUUACACCCAGUCGUACCACGCAACAACCGCGAGGCAAUUCGCAACACCGUCCUACCCCUCGGCGGAGGACAAGAUGGCCUCUCACCAGUCUUUGUACCAAAAGGCACAUUUGUAUCAUACAAUGUAUACGCAAUGCACCGACGAACAGACAUCUACGGACCAGACGCAGAAGUAUUCCGCCCAGAGCGCUGGGAAGAUGGAAAACUGCAACCACGCUGGGGAUACUUGCCAUUCAACGGCGGACCACGAAUUUGCAUCGGCCAAAGAUAUGCAUUGACCGAAGUCGGAUACGUUCUUGUUCGCAUGGCGCAGAAAUUCCGCGUGCUGGAGAGUCGGGAUCCUGGGCCUUGGGAGGAGUCGAGAGGGUUGACUGUGACAUCCAAGAAUGGAACGAAGGUUGGUCUUACGGCUGAUUGA